Messenger RNA from Wyeomyia smithii (pitcher-plant mosquito), 8871 nucleotides. RefSeq names its product transcription factor SOX-3-like. The record is from RefSeq and is a predicted model, not a curated record. Gene Ontology annotation, biological process: anatomical structure morphogenesis; cell differentiation; regulation of DNA-templated transcription. The transcript has 3 exons. Lineage: Eukaryota; Metazoa; Arthropoda; Insecta; Diptera; Culicidae. Gene Ontology annotation, molecular function: DNA-binding transcription factor activity, RNA polymerase II-specific; RNA polymerase II cis-regulatory region sequence-specific DNA binding. Bases 291 to 2174 code for a protein of 627 amino acids.
CCGCGAAAUGUUCACGUAGAAUUCAAUCCUUCCUCGUUGCUUGCUCUCCGAUGCCUUUUGAGUCCGAUCAGUCCACCAUCACUAAUCUUUCUGCGACGAAUUCCGCGAGGUGCGGUUUCUUUAUUCGCUUGGGACAACUUUUGUGCGGAUUGUGAACAAAGUGCUAUUAUUUCGCCGAUUCUUUACGCAGUGCAUUAUUACUAGCAAUCAAUAGAGAGAGAAAUCAAAUACAAUUGAUUGUCAGCAGUUUUGUUGUUUCUAAGUAGGGUGUAAAAUCAACAAAAGCGUGAAUGAACGGCGCCGACGCCUCCGGCGUGUCUGCCCAGGAUUUUUCUUGUUCUGUGGUAGACGAUUCCGUGGAUCUGUCGGAAGAGGUUAUCCACGAAGAGCUGACCGGAUCAGCAAUUUCUGUUACGAUCGAUGAUCAUUGGCCGGGACACAUUUUAGUCGAGGGAACAGAUGAAUUUGGCAGCAGCGUGGCCUUUCUGACCGACAACAGCUGUGAAAAUGCGUCUCUAGCUGGUGGUGGCGGCACUGUGGACGACAUGUCGUCAUCCGCCAUCACCGUGAUGGAGGUACAGCGUAUAAGCGAAUCCGACGACGAGGUAAAGAAAGCCGUAGAUCGGUACUACAAUCAGCUGGAAAUGAAAAGCGGAUCAUCGGACGACGAUGACGACGGCACGAAUCUCAACACAGAUCCGGAUAGUGCGUUUCUCAGCAAGUAUCUAAUGCAGUACAAGUUGGCCUCCAUGAGGCAAAGCACCGCCGACGAAAUGCUGACCAUGGAGUCCGACAUGAAGGGCGGCAUACUGCACGCCACCAUGCCGCCGCAUCAUGCGUCAUCAUUACACGGCCAUUCGACGUCACCGUAUGGUGCGUUGGGAUCGCUGAGUAUGAUGAACAUAGGACAAUCACAGCUGGGUCAUCAGUCGCAGCAUCUCGGCCAUCAGCAGCAUUUGACUCACAGCAACAAUGGCAGCUCGUACGGCCAAAGCCAUAACAAUCCGCAUGGAUCUCCGUUACAACCGGGUUCGGGGCUCAGUCCAAAUGGGCCAAAUCAAGGUUCUCAACAGCAGACACCGCCUCAGACGGGACUUGUUAAUCAUCAUAUUACCUCGAGUGGUCAGACGCACGGGCACACUCAUCUAGGAUCUGGUGGAGCCGUGAAUCAUAACAAUAACAAUACAAGCAAGGCAGCCCAACAGAAUGCGGACCGCGUAAAACGACCGAUGAAUGCCUUCAUGGUGUGGUCCCGUGGUCAACGGAGGAAGAUGGCAUCAGAUAAUCCGAAGAUGCAUAAUUCGGAAAUUUCCAAACGGUUGGGAGCUCAGUGGAAAGAUCUGUCCGAAACGGAGAAGCGUCCAUUCAUUGACGAAGCGAAGCGACUGCGAGCGGUCCAUAUGAAAGAACAUCCCGACUACAAAUACCGUCCCCGUCGGAAGACGAAGACAUUGACCAAAACCAAGGAGAAAUAUCCUCUUGGAGUAGGAUCACUUUUGCAAUCCAGCGAAGGAAACUCCAUCAGAAAUACGAGUUCAAUGUCAGCCGCCCAGCAAGCAGCCGCAGCAGCAGCUGCAAAUCGUGAUAUGUACCAGAUGCCUCCAAACGGUUACAUGCCCAAUGGGUAUAUGAUGCACGAUGCGUCUGCAGCGGCUUAUCAAUCACAGCAGCACUACAUGAGCAAUUAUCACCGGUACGAUAUGGGCCAGAUGCACAACGCGGCUUCAACGGGCUCCCUUAACUCGUACAUGAAUGCAACCGGCUACGGAAUGUACGGUACCGUAUCUGGUGGACAAACGUCUCCUUACGGUCUUCAGCAGCCCGGAUCACCUUACAGUACAAUCCAGCAGCAACCAGGAUCGCCGUACGGUCUGAAUCAACCUGGUAGCCAACUCUCCUGCCAAAGCCAUAGUCCCAGCGAUUCCAGCGUUAAAUCCGAACCCGUGUCGCCUAGUCCCACAUCCACCAACAAUAAUCUGAUAAUGAAACGUGAAUACGGUCAACCGGGCGGACCUGAUCUAAGUCAUCUGAUCAACAUGUACCAUGUGCCAGAUAUGCAAAGUACGGAACACCAGCGGAACCUUAUGCAGCACUACCAGCACAGUGUAUCGCCGGAUUUGCAAUCCCAGCAACAACAAGUUCUUCGGACGAUGGCUCCGAUCUCGCAUAUGUGAGAUUUGGCCACUUCUGUCGGGUUACAAUCUACGUCCUCGUCUUCACCGGCGGCGCUGGCACCGCCUUUAUCGCCGGUGCUGAACACCGGAACCGGUCCACCAUUAUUCCACGGCCAUCCGCCGCCACCGCAAUCGUCCUCGUCCUCGUCUUCAUCUCCGUUGUCAGCAUACCGGCACCACCACCAUCACCUCCAUCGCCAUCAUCUUAGCAAUGGGGGCGGAAUUGGCGGUGGCAGUGGAUCCAGCUGUAACAGUCUCAGCCUUGGCCAUAAUCUCAACGCAUCAUCGGCAUCUCCGCCGGGAGUCGACGUCAGUGGCGGUGGCAGCAGCAACAGUAGUCUAGGACAUCAACUUCAUCACAUCAGCAACUGUGUUAGUACCGAUAGAGCUAAUCAUCUAAUGGACAUAUCGCCCCUCUAAUCUUCACUUUACUACUCUUUUAUCAUUUAAUCAACCCUCUGCUCAUUCAUGUGUUUCCUUCCACGAUUUGAUAAUAGUCGAGAAAUUCGCGGACGUGUUGUUAAGUUUGAAAAUUUCCCAUUUCUGAGUCCGUCUCGCGUGCGCCUGUUGACAGUUCGAUGUCUCCCCAUCGUACGUGGCGAGAGCAAUCCAAGAGAAGAAAACCACUGUGUGAUAUUACUAUUUUUUUGCUUCAAAGUACACGAUUGAAUAUGUAUAUUUCUGAACUUCUCGGUUCAGUACCUACUAGAAGAAGUUGAAAUGCUAUUUUUAUUCUCUUUUUAUUUUCUAAAUCGAUAUAUCUUUUAAGAGCCGUUGUUAAUAAUUUCCUCCUUCUUCCUUCAAAAUUGAAAGCUAACAAUAAAAGAACUGAAAUAAAGCUACAGAAAUUAAAAGUAAUGUUAAACCAAUCCUUCAUCUCUGUGUACAUAUAUAAUUUCGAAAGCAGUAGCCAGAAAAAAAUGGUCCGAGUUCUAGUUUGUUUGCUGCUAUAAGCAAAAACAGAAAACGCCAAAUUGCCAUAGUUAGAUUGAACAAUCGAAGUAGUGCUGCAAGUGUUUUUUUUGUAUAAGCGGAAACUCACGGUUCUCUAUCCGUCAUGAGCGAACGUCUCGUUUUGAGUAUAUCGAAAUUGUAGGACAACGAUGAUCGUAUCGUAUCAAGGAUUCACUCGAAAAGCAUGUUUUUUGGAUAAAGUUAGUUUCAAACAACCAAAAAAUGCGACCAAACGCGUGAAACAAAAUUCUCGAAAUGACCAAGCACGAAAACUAUCAUCUCGAAAAAAUCAGCCAACAGCUGACAGGUAAUUUGAAUUAAUUGCUAUUUGUUUAGCUGAAUUUUCUCGGUUUUACUGCGCAAUGCUGCUGGAACAAAACCGACACUGGCCAUUGUUCGUCCAUCAGACCUGCGUCAGAGUGCAGGGCAGGUCCCUGCUGCCGCCAGUGCCCAAAGGUGGUUUCUGAUAAGUGUAGGGAUUUUUUUGGAAAAUCAUUCAAAAUAAUUUAGGCUUCGCCGAGUGGUGAAACUUUUUUGAUUCUUGUUUAACCACUCGACCGGGUGAAUUUUGGUCGGUCGAACGGUUGUUACAGGAGGUCUGAUGUAGAGCUCGAAAGUAGUGGACAACAACGAUUAUACGAUACGACGGUGCAGCCAUUUGUGACCCAAAUAAAAAGUUUUCAAGUAUUAUUCCGUCGAAAACUAUUUUCCAACAUUUAACAAUUAAUUGUGUGUGAGGGAGAAAUAGGAACAGAAAUUGCGGCUGGUCCGCAAUGAAACUGUUUUUUUUUUCGUCUUGGACACGGUAAGCGAUACUUGAACGCUCAAGUCCUGAAGUCUGCGGGACAUAAUAAUUUCAUAACUGUGAGUUGAAAGUUUUAUUUUUGACUCUUGUGUGAUCGGCAACAUAAGCUUCCGUAAUUGGUCGUUUCCUUUAAACCUUGUAAUGGCGGGUUUGAAGCUGAUUCUAAUUAAAAAUCUUAUGGUUAGUAUGCGGAGAACAGAGAGCUGGAGACAACCAGCCAUUGAUUGGUGGAAGAGCAUGAGACGAUAAUUUUCCAUACGGGUGAAGGAGAAGAAAGCUGAUCGAAACAACAGGGGAUCGAAUCGAGUGAUUUGGAUUCGAUCCCAAAUUUUACGAGUGACAAUUUUAUGAGCCCAUUAACGGCACCUCACUCGACCGGGCCUUGAGCGAUGAUGGGUGAAAUUGCCGACGAGUCUCGUUUAAGGUCGUAAAACUCGUCUCGGAAUCUGUGAUUUUAUUUUCGUCAAGCAAUGAAAGGAAAAUCGUCACUUAUUUCGAGGUCUUUUUUUUAUCCUGCGCCUCGCCACUGGAGUCUUACACUCUCUAUCUAAUGUGUGAAAAAAAUCGAAUUCGUUCGAUUUUGUCAAACCUGUUGUCUGGAUCUUGAUCGUAAAUUAAAAUGAAAUUAUGUUAAUCCUGUUCGAUUGUUAUUCACCGAAGGGACGCCGAAACGGGCCAUAACAGUUUAUCGCUGCUGCUGCUGCUGCCGGUGAAUUAUUAAAACUAAUCAAACCUUAAGAAACUAGAUCGCGCCAACCAAUCCUUAUUUUAUUCACUGCCGAUAGCAUUAAAUGUUGAAACAAAGGACCGAAGAAAGGCUGACGGUAAAAUUAAUCUGCGUCAAGAGCGUUUUCACCUUAAUCACUUCAUUAGAGCCAACUCCAUAAGGCGGGCGCAACGAGAAUGUUUUUUUUUCACGUCGGGGAUUUUUGCGGCUCUUAAGCUGCUUUGGAGAAGAAGCGUCUCAGUUCUUCAAACUUUAAGGUCCGAAGCGACGAACGUGCGUGUUGCUUUUCUAAUCGGAACAUGGAUAGUCAUUCUCUUGCUUGUAGCCGCACGUUGGGUUACACCAGACCGUGACAAAUGAGUUAUAUUUACUUUUUUUUCACAUUUUAUUGAAGUUGUGAGCAGCGACGGAUGCGCCCACUGAGAUUCUUUGGGCACUGAAACGCUCUUUUUUCACUUCAUCAGAUGGUUCAUUAGCAACUAUCUGCCUUGUUAGAUGAUCAAAGUUUUGGCGGGAUUCACAAAAAAAUUGAUUGUCAGUUUUUGCUCCAUUCGUAAACAAAAACAGUGAUAUUACUUUGCUGAAAUUCAGAAGUGUUGCUUAGAAUAUUUAUAUUUAUUAUAAAAAGAUUCUAAAUUUAAUGUCAGUCAACAAAUUCUGAACCGCUAUGUUUUGCUGUGAUUGGGGUACAUUUUGCAAAUGGCCCUGUUUUCAGUAUCUUUAUCUCAAACUAACAUUCACUCAAUCCUGACAACUAAUUACUAAAAAACAGAUCAUGAAGUUAAUGCAUGAAGUUGACUCUGUCAAGUAAACUUGAGACUAAAAAAAUUCUCUAAAUCUAUUUAAAAUGAAGCUUUGUUUUUUCAGUGGUUAUUAAAAAUCCGUUAAUAUUUCAUGAAAAAAAAACGGUAUUGAUGGUUGAGGCAAAAGUGAUUGUAGUUUGGGAUUGGUCAAAUAAUUUGCUCUAAAAUUGUAGAAUUUUUGCCAAAAGAAUACAAAAAUCUUGAUGAAAAAUUUUACAUACAAUUCCAAUUGUGGGUAUUCGUGUAGAAAAGUUAUGAAAUUCAAUAAUCGAGUUAUAUUUUAAAGGUAUUUUGUUUACUACGAUAUUUAUUUCAAUGAAUUUCAACAGUUAUCAAUAGUGAUCCUGCGAAAAAACAGAUUUUUUUUGCUCUAAACUUGACAUUUGAGGAUUAGUUUUGGUAUACUCGAACUGUUAGGAAAAAAAUCGUAUUUUCGGUGCAAAAAAUAGUGUUUUACUUUCAAAAAUGACUUUAGAAUCGUUAUUACUUGCUGGUGAAACUUACAAAAUUAUGUUGCAUAUGAUCCGAAUUUAAUUUAUGUUGUAAGAUAAUAGCAUUUGACAUAAUCUACCGACAGAUCGCAGCAUUGAAAAGGCCUCCGUCUAUAAAUUUUAAACUACCGACGGCUUUUUUUGUCAGAUAUAAGUACGUUCGAAUGUUUUCAUUUUCAUACUAAAUUGUUCAAGAAAACUUUAAAUACUAUAAAUUCGAUUUGAUAAAAAAAAUAUCGAAGUACGUUUUAAUGAAAAAAAUAAUUUUCCAAAAUGUUAAUGAAACAUUCAACGAAUAAGUUUUUGUAAGCGAUAAAAGUGGGGUUUCUAAUCAAACUACUUCAUUGGCUUAUAAUCUUCCAUGUUGAUUUUUGUUUGAAUUUUCUCAUUUUAUUUUUUGACACUUGUUACGAGGUUAUUAACAACAAAUCAAAAUGCAUCAGUGAAUUGCCUAAGCGAGCAAUUAUUAUUCUACAGACGGAUUGAUUUUUAAUUCGUUACAAAAAUUUCAUGAACAACAACAAAAAAGAUUGCUUUUGACAGCCAAUGUUUUGACAGUGUGUCGACAAAGCAAGCGUUGUAACUCCCGUUGAUGUAUACAACCCGCGACAUAUCUGAGAACCUGGAAUAUAACAAACCCAUCAUAAUACGCUCACCGCAGAUGGAGUCAUCUCUUAGUUAAUCCUUGCCUUCGGUAAAAUAAUGGCUCUGUUUGUUGCUUUUUGCCGUCGGGCUUUCUGGAAAUCUUCCAGUAGUCCUGCAGCCGACGGAAUCAUCUCCGACGACGGCUGAACGUAGGUCCGCCUGUUCGUCUGCCAGUCAGCAGCGCCUAAAUCUGCGCGUAAACGAGCAUGAAGGAGAACCCGAGAAAACCGAAUAGAGAAAUCUAUCAUCUUUCGAAGCCCUUUUCUCCCGUGUGCUCUUCUUCACCGUCCUCGACACAACGACUUCGUUCGUUCGUUCGUUCGUUCCAAAAAGAAGUUUAAUUUGAAAAAUUAUUAAGACAUCGAGGCUCGUUAUACUUCGAAAAAACUAAGACGUUCCCCGGUGCGAACUCAAUUCAACUGAACGUUUUCCACGGUUACUUUACUGGAUGUACCUCAGAGGGUUAAGCACCUUGGAAAGAGUAUUCCGUCAAAACUUUUCUCCAGCUUAUUUACAGAAAAGUUCUUCUUUCAAAACGUCCCUCAUCUUAGCACUGCAUACAGCAGACAAGAUCUCGAACAAGUACUUACUUAAAACAGAUACCAAAACGACAAAAUCAACAGACGACAGUCUGUCGUAAUCUUUACGACGAUUUUGCCUAUCCGAGAUGAGCAAAACAGUGAGUUAGAGAAUCCGCUACAAAGAAAAACAAACGAGCAGCUUUUUAAACGCAGCAAAGAACGAAAUAAGAAUAGUCUAGUAAACCAGAGGAGAGGAGAGUAAAAAAUUUUAUCAUAUAAUGCAAACAAUCAACCCAAGCAACAAACAAACAAACAUAAAACGAGAAACUGACGAAAAAAAAAACAAACUAGCACUCACACAAGUAUAUAUUAAGUGAAAAUAAAUCAAAGACGACAAAUUUAGCCAGUGCUCAUUUAAUUUAUAGGAAAGGAUAAAAGGCACGCGAAAGUGUGGUUGUAAAUUAUUAUAAUUAAUUGGUUAGUAACUAAUUGCGCUAAAAUUAUGUGCGAAAGAAUGGUAGUGUGCGCGAGCGAGAGAGAGAGAAGAUCCCAGACAAGCAACGUAGAAUAAAACAUGAGGCUGUCGGCGAAAGAGAGAGAGAAAUAAGAAGCCAACAUUAGAUGGGACUAGUUUAAAACGCGUAUUGUAAAUAUUGGGUAAAGUUCGGUUUGUUUCUGAAAGCUCAUCCACUAUCCGUUCAGGUUUGCGCCUUGUUAUUCCAAUAGAGUGAGGUAAACAGCAGCCUACAGAAUCGCUGAUUUGCGAUAAAAUCGAUGAUUUUUCUUGCCUCAUUUUUCUUUGCCGAUAUUCGGAGUUGAGAUUAAAUGCGAGAGAACGAGAUUUGUUUAGGUUUUUUUUUUCAUAUUUUGUUCGGUUGUUUUUUAUUUCCUCUGUUAGGCAAACGAACACUUAAAAGGUUCAGUUAUAACCAUUCCAAUUAUUCCAAUUUAAUUCGACCUUCUCUAGUGAUUACGGAACCCGUGCGCAUUAAUUCGGAACAAAACGAAAAUCGAUUAUCUAAUUUAUCACAAGCAAAUUCUCUGUGUUACGUUAAUCUAGUUUUCGUAUAGAUCAAUGUUUUGUUCGGCGUGUCUCGUUAGUUCAUCGAGGAUAAUUAUGCACAUAGAUCAUAACUACAACAAAACAAAGAAAAAACUUACAUGAGAACGAAUGCCAGAGCAAACGAUGAAAUUUGUAAAAAGUUAUUAUAGUAUUAAUGAACAAAACAAGUAUAGUGAAAGUAAUUAAACAAAUUAAAUGAAAAAUCAGAGACCAGCAUGAUAACGUGUGCAAGAAUGAGUGCAUUAACACGUCAUAAAAAACACAACAGUUGUGGUACGAAGAGUACGAGUUAUCAAUUUAGUAUACUGAUUGCGCUUCUAUUAUUUACAUACACACACAACUUGACACGAAACAAAGCAGUUAAACAAAAGACUAUACAACAAUCCAUAGCUCAGUAGUAACGCAACAGAACAAAACAAAAAAAAAACAUAACACUCACACGCGGUUAUGAUUUCAAAGUGAUGUAUUAUUAUUACUAUUAUUACAGUUAUGAUUAUUAUUAUUAUUAUUAUUAUUGAUGAUGAUUAUGAUGAGCAAUGUAAUGAGAACAGCUACACGAUGAGAUGAUAACACACAAAAAAGUAAAAAAAAACGCUGAACAAAACGACAUUAUCUAUAAAUAUGUAUCAUAUUGAUGAAAUAAAAUCGAUGAUAAAGAAAAUUUAUUUAAUAAUAUGAAAAAAGUGAA